Humulus lupulus (European hop) is the source of this 730-nucleotide messenger RNA. RefSeq lists its product as uncharacterized. The transcript is spliced from 4 exons. Lineage: Eukaryota; Viridiplantae; Streptophyta; Magnoliopsida; Rosales; Cannabaceae. The record is from RefSeq and is a predicted model, not a curated record. The coding region runs from base 347 to 730 and encodes 127 amino acids.
GGCACACCUUAAUGACAAAGGUAGGUACCAGUUAACAACUAGGGGGAAGGACCCUCCUUUAAUUAUUAGUUUGAAGAGUGGAGAUAAGAGGUGGAAGGACCGUUACUUCUUCGUCCCUUUCGUCUCGUUGGGGUUACCUGCUGAUAGUAGGAUACCUUGUUCAUGGUCUCCUGCAUGUAGGCUUCGAGUUGAGUACCUUUGGGAUUCGAGGGAGUCUUCUGGUCGACUUAAGAGUAUUCUUGCUAUUCCUGAGGCGGAGCGUGAGUGGAGUGAUUUGUUGUCUGAAUCGAGUCUCCGUCAGAGUUCUUUGUGGCGCUCUGUUGAAAAACUCCCUGAAGACGUAGCUAUGUCCCGACCCUUUACACUUCCUCUAACCGGUUCCAAUGCCUUGGAACGUUUGCGUCAAGCAAAGAAAUCGUCCGUUGGGAGCUCAGAAGCUGAUAGAGAGGUUGUCGUGCCUCCGGCUGAUCCCCCUGUUUUGAUGCGGAGUCAGACGAAAAAAAAGAAGAAGGCUGUGCAGGAUGAUUCUUCCGACCCAUUUAGCGACACUGUUGCCCUUUCGUUCCCUUCCAAUGCUGCGGCCUAUAGUGAGAUUGGGCCUCACUUAGGAGAGAUUGAUAAGUUGUUGUGGCCCGAAGAUGAUCACAGAAUGGAGCAGGUUGGUACGGAUGGGUCAAUUGAUACCACUGUUUCUCAUUUGUUCCAGGGUUUCAAGGGGUCAUUUGGCUGA